UUAAUAGUGGCUAAUGCUCCCCAUGACGUCAUUAUAACCGAGCAGAAGCGAUAAGACCGUCAAAAAAGCAAGCGAAAUAGAAGAAUUGUAUUGUUCUAUAGCUACUCCUCGCAGAAACUCAAGUUAAGCUUGUUUUUUUGUACUUUCGUCUGCGUUAAAAUGUCUUACGCUUAUCUAUUUAAAUACAUCAUUAUUGGGGAUACAGGUGUUGGGAAAUCAUGUCUUCUACUACAAUUCACAGAUAAGAGAUUUCAGCCUGUGCAUGAUCUUACUAUUGGAGUUGAAUUUGGUGCUCGUAUGAUCACUAUUGACGGCAAACAAAUUAAACUUCAAAUUUGGGAUACAGCUGGUCAAGAAGCAUUCCGAUCUAUUACUAGAUCAUAUUAUCGUGGUGCUGCUGGAGCAUUACUUGUAUACGAUAUUACACGUAGAGAAACCUUUAAUCAUUUGACAACAUGGUUAGAGGAUGCGAGACAACAUUCGAAUUCUAAUAUGGUUAUUAUGUUAAUUGGAAAUAAAAGUGAUCUUGAUGCUCGAAGAGAAGUUAAAAGAGAAGAAGGCGAAGCUUUUGCUAGAGAACAUGGACUUGUUUUUAUGGAAACCAGUGCAAAAACCGCAGCAAAUGUAGAAGAAGCUUUUAUUAACACAGCUAAAGAAAUUUAUGAAAAAAUUCAAGAGGGUGUGUUUGACAUAAAUAAUGAGGCUAACGGCAUUAAGAUUGGACCGUCGCAUUCACCAACUAUUCCUGGAGGCAUAUCAGGACCAGGAGGUCAAGGUAGUGCACAAGGAGGUGGUUGCUGCUAGGGACUGGAUUUUACAUAUUCACCAUUUUAUCCGUCAAUGAUCUGAACUGAUUAUCUCAU
Messenger RNA from Ceratosolen solmsi marchali, 863 nucleotides. RefSeq names its product RAS oncogene family member Rab2 (gene Rab2). The transcript is spliced from 4 exons. The coding region runs from base 160 to 804 and encodes 214 amino acids. Gene Ontology annotation, molecular function: GTPase activity; GTP binding. The record is from RefSeq and is a predicted model, not a curated record. Lineage: Eukaryota; Metazoa; Arthropoda; Insecta; Hymenoptera; Agaonidae.